Messenger RNA from Amaranthus tricolor (Joseph's coat), 2634 nucleotides. RefSeq names its product U-box domain-containing protein 52-like. Gene Ontology annotation, biological process: protein phosphorylation. Gene Ontology annotation, molecular function: ATP binding; protein kinase activity. The record is from RefSeq and is a predicted model, not a curated record. Lineage: Eukaryota; Viridiplantae; Streptophyta; Magnoliopsida; Caryophyllales; Amaranthaceae. The coding region runs from base 204 to 2549 and encodes 781 amino acids. The transcript has 11 exons.
ACAAGUACAGAUAAGGGUGGGAGAAAAGAAUGCACAAAACAAAAAAAAUAAAAAAUGUAAGAGAGCAGAUUUUCUGAGGCCAUCAUUAAUUAAUUAGUUCUUGAGAAAAACUGUAGAAACAAUAAGGAAAAAAACAAAGAAAUUUUAUGGAGUCAUGCAUAAAUGUAAACGGUUGAGAUAUUGAAGAAAAUUGAUAAAAAAGAAUGUGGGGAUCGAAAGGGAAUGCAAUAAAGAAAGGAGAAGAUCAUGGUCUUGUGGCGGUUGCAAUUGACAAAGACAAAAGUAGUCAAUAUGCAAUUAGAUGGGCCAUUGAUCACCUUCUUGGUAAAGGUCGUCCUGUCGUCCUUAUUCAUGUCUCUAAUGGCUCAUCUUUUGCAGCGGGAAGUUCUGCCAUUAUAUCGACGUCAAGCCCCGCCUCAUCACCAAAUUCACAGCAUGUUGACCAACAAACAAAGGAUUUGUUUCGUACAUUCCGCUGCUUUUGUAUUCGCAAGGAUAUACGUUGCAUAGAUGUCACACUCAAAGAUAGCGACGUAGGCAGAGCUCUUAUAGAAUACGCCAACUACGCUGCAAUUGAAAAUUUGGUUCUUGGUGCAUCAAAGGGUGGAUUUAUCAGGAAAUUCAAGCUAUCAGAUAUACCAACUAUGGUGUCAAGAGGAGCACCUGAUUUUUGCAAUGUAUAUGUUAUCUCAAAGACAAAGAUUUCAAGUGUACGUAAUGCUUCAAGACCUGUUCCACAUACUUCCCCUCUUCAGUCCUACUUAGAAAGUUGUUCCAAAGAUAAAACAGACCCUUCCACACCUCGUGCAACAACGCCUGUACUCGCCACACCUACUGUCACCACGCCUGUCACAACACCCCCUAGACGUAGUCUCAGCAUACGAGGGGAAAGACCAUCAUACUCAUCAUCCACACAAUCAACAGAUGACAGGGAGAAUCUCAGGCCUGAUAGGAUACAUGAACGGCUUAUGUGUAGCGAUUUCCUAGAAUGUGAUACAGAUAUAUCCUUUGUCAGCUCUGAUCGGACUAGUGUUGAUCGCCUUUCAGUACAGUAUGACUUCAUGGAUCCAAUGAGAACCCCAAGACUUUCGACCAGUUCAGAUCACAGUUUUGGAUCAGUUCGUUUUGGACAAAAGAUGCAUGAUAGACCCGAAUUUUCAUUUGUGUCACAAGAAAGUGGACUCACUUCAGCUUCUUCAGCGCAUAGUGAAGACACAGAAGCUGAGAUCCGAAGGCUUAGGCUAGAGCUACGGCAAACAAUGGAGAUGUACAGUGAAGCCUGCAAAGAAGCAGUUGUUUCUAAAGAAAGAGAAAGACAACAAGCAAUGGAGCUUCACAGAAGGAGACUAGAAGAGGACAAGAAACUGGAAGAAACAGCAAGUCCUGAUGAAAUAGCAAUGGCGCUAGCAGAGAGACAGAAAGCGGAUCAGGAAGAAGCCAGGAAAAAAAACGAAGCAAAGUCAGAGUACGCACCAUCCCAUGGUGGUAUGUACAGGAAGUACUCCAUUGAAGAGAUUGAAACAGCUACAGAUAGGUUCUCUAAAUCUCUGAAAAUAGGAGAAGGAGGAUAUGGACCUGUGUUUAAGUGUUACCUUGAUCAUACAAGAGUUGCAGUUAAAGUUCUACGUCCAGAUGCCGCUCAAGGUAGAACGCAGUUCCAACAAGAGGUAGAAGUACUAAGUUGCAUCAGGCAUCCCAACAUGGUUCUACUUCUAGGUGCAUGCCCAGAAUACGGGUGCAUAGUUUACGAAUACAUGGCCAACGGUAGUUUAGAUGAUUGUUUAUUUCGUAGAGGAAAAACCCCACCUCUUUCUUGGCAAGUUAGGUUCCGAAUUGCAGCUGAUAUCGCAACAGGGCUGAACUUCCUGCAUCAAACAAAACCCGAACCGUUAGUUCAUCGAGACCUUAAACCCGGGAAUAUACUUCUCGACAGAUAUUUCGUAGCUAAGAUUGGUGAUGUUGGAUUAGCUAAGCUUGUUCCACCUUCAGUUGCAGAUCAUAUAACACAAUAUUGUAUAACAUCAGCUGCAGGGACUUUCUGUUAUAUUGAUCCAGAGUAUCAACAAACUGGUAUGCUUGGUGUUAAGUCUGAUGUUUAUUCAUUUGGGAUUGUGCUUUUACAAUUGUUAACUGCUAAACAACCGAUGGGUUUGGCUCACCAAGUUGAAGAUUCUAUUGAGAAAGAUAAAUUUGCUGACAUUUUGGAUAAAUCAGUGCUUGAUUGGCCUAUGGAACAAGCCUUAGUAAUGGCUAAGAUAGCUAUACGUUGCGCUGAGUUGAGACGUAAAGAUCGACCAGAACUUGGGAAUGAUGUGUUGCCUGAGCUCGAAAAAUUGAGAGACUUUGCUGAUGAAAGAUCACAGCCUUUUGUGUUUUUUGCUGGACCAGCUUAUUCUUCUGCUAAUCACAGUCAGACAUCUAUGUCACAGUUAAGUGAUUCCAACUUUUCAGCUCCAGGGAGCUCAAAGACUCUGUCAUCCUCACCAUCACCAAGAGUGUUUUCAUCAAAUGACGCAAAUCAAAGAGCUGGAGUAACGUGCAACUUCUGAAGGCCACAUAGUCAACUUACCCAAAUAAUUUCGCACAACCCGUAAUCAAAUUUGGUCUACUGAUGAAGCACUUGAAGAGUCCAAC